AUGCCUGCAGGGCGAUGUGUGGCACCACGAACUAUCGCCCUAACAUAUGACGAUAACCCCAAUGAGGGGGUAUACGACCUAUUGACGCUCUUGAAAAGCUAUAAUGCAACAGCGACAUUCUUCCCGAAUGCUCCACACCAUUACAAUACGUUGAAAUUGGAUAAAUACAUCCAUGAUGCACAUGCAGCUGGGCAUCAAAUUGGACUCCAUACGUGGGACCAUAUUAACCUAGAUAAUGUUGGGCAUGAAGGGGCUUUGGAUAAUAUUGAGAAGAUGAACGUAUGGUUGUAUAAUGUAAUUGGAUCACGAUCCAAUUUCGUCAGGCCGCCCUAUGGAGCAUGUGAAGUUGACUGUAGAAUGACCUUGACUGGUAAUGGGUACAGAAUUGUACAGUGGAACUUGGACACAUUGGACUGGAUCUUUGGAACAGGCGGCAAAUUUGAGUCUAGCAUCGAGAUCAUCAAGAAUUGGGUAGGCAAUCAGCCCGAAAUCGACGAGGACGACUAUGCAGGGCCCAUCGUCUUAAUGCAUGGCCGUUACCACACAAGCGCCACAGUCGUAACGCAACAUUUAUUGGAUUUAUUUACCUCUAAGGGUUUCAAAUUUGUAUCUGUUUCAGAAUGUUUGGGAUUUGAUAGGGAGUAG
This is a messenger RNA of Fusarium redolens, 645 nucleotides long. RefSeq lists its product as uncharacterized. Lineage: Eukaryota; Fungi; Ascomycota; Sordariomycetes; Hypocreales; Nectriaceae. The record is from RefSeq and is a predicted model, not a curated record. The transcript has 3 exons. Gene Ontology annotation, biological process: carbohydrate metabolic process. Gene Ontology annotation, molecular function: chitin deacetylase activity. Gene Ontology annotation, cellular component: membrane. The coding region runs from base 1 to 645 and encodes 214 amino acids.